AUGGAAGUGAUCCCUAAUGGUGAAGUUCAGAAGGUUCUUAGAUCCAGUUAUGACUCUCUUGAUGAUGAAUAUCAGAAGACCUUAUUCCUUGAUAUUGCUUGUUUCUUCAAUGGAAUGGAUGAGGAUUAUGUAGUUAGGAUAACAAACGGGCUCGGUAUUGGUGCAAGGUUUAGGAUUGACAUUCUCAUCGAUAGAUGUCUUGUAGAAAUCGAUGAAGAUGGAAGGCUGUGCAUGCAUCCACAUGUAAGAGACAUGAGGAGAGAAAUUGAUCGCCAAGAAUCAUUCAAAUGUCAAAGAAUAUGGCAUCAUAUGGAAGCUUAUACAGCAUUGAAGGAAACUAAUCAAGAUAGUGAAACUGUGCGUGGCCUUGCCCUGGACAUGCAUCUGUUAAAGGGAGACGAUUUUUCCCAAGAGUUUAAUGUGGUUAUGUUGGCAUGGAUUCUCUUCGAUAUCCAAAUCAAAGUACUUCUGUUUGGAGAAGCUUGUGGUUCUUGGUCUAUCCAGAAGCAGUCUAGUUGA
This is a messenger RNA of Dovyalis caffra, 519 nucleotides long. NCBI's taxonomy places the organism in Eukaryota, Viridiplantae, Streptophyta, Magnoliopsida, Malpighiales, Salicaceae. The record is from the annotation of a GenBank genome assembly.